AAGAAGGGAAAUGCUAAGGGGGCCCAGAGCCAUGGAUCGAGAGCUUGCCCCAUCAGAGACCAGAGCCGAGAUCUGCCCAGGAGCUGGGAUGCUUUCCUGAGCUGUUUGGGUUGGAGCCUGGGACCCAAGAUCCGGGCAGCUAUUCCAGGAACUGGAAGCCAAGCACAACAGGUGCUCGGGAGGCCAUCAUGAUCAGCCCAGACCCUAGGCCUGCCUCUGGCUUGGCCCGGUGGGCUGAGAGCUACGAGACCAAGUACGAGCGCCGGCAAGAGACCCGUGAGAGCCGCCGCUGCCGCCCCAAUGUGACCACUUGCCGCCAGGUGGGGAAGGUGCUGAGGACCCAGCAGAGGGAACAUCUCCAGAGGGCACGACAACAGCAGUUUUUCAGACGGAGGAACCUGAAGGUGGAAGAGAAAGGCGAGGCACAGAGCCCGCAGGCCGGGGAGCCAGGUCCCUCCAGGAGGCAAGGCCAGGCGACCGACCUCAAGGAGCCCUUGUCUUGGGCCAACAGGAUUUCUUCCCCCAGACAGCAGGUGUCAGGGACCAGCUCCGAGGUCUUUGCAACCCAACACCAGCCUCCCUCAGGCUCCUGGAGGGAUCCGGCUGACCACAUCCCCUCCCAGGCUGGGGGCCUUCCACCACAGGACGCUCCCAUCAAGAAGCCACCCAAACACCACCGUGACACUCAGACAAAGGCAGAAGAAACACAGCCAACAAUUAAGCACGAUGCCAGUCAGCAAACCAAUUAUGGAGUUGCAGUUCUAGAUAAGGAAAUCAUCCAGCUUUCUGAGUACCUCAAAGAGGCCCUACAGAGGGAGCUGGUUCUAAAACAGAAAAUGGUGAUUCUCCAAGACCUACUGUCUGCCCUGAUUCAGGCCUCUGACAGCUCUUGGAAGGGCCAGCUUAAUGAAGACAAACUGAAGGGCAAACUGAGAUCUUUGGAAAACCAGCUGUACACCUGUACCCAGAAAUACACUCCUUGGGGAAUGAAUAAGGUGCUAUUAGAGAUGGAAGACCAGAAAAACAGCUAUGAGCAGAAGGCCAAGGAGUCACUGCAGAAAGUGCUGGAGGAGAAAAUGAGUGCAGAACAGCAGCUGCAGAGCACACAGCGGUCCCUGGCUCUGGCCGAGCAGAAGUGUGAAGAGUGGAAGAGCCAGUACGAGGCUCUGAAGGAGGACUGGAGGACCCUGGGGACCCAGCACAGGGAGCUGGAGAGCCAGCUCCACGUGCUUCAGUCCAAACUGCAGGGAGCAGACAGUAGAGACUUACAGAUGAACCAGGCCCUAAGGCUUCUGGAGAACGAGCGCCAGGAGCUGCAGACCAAGACUGAACGCCUGCAGCGGGACAGAGACCUGUGCAGCUCGGAUACCCAGCACCUACAAGAUCAACUAAAGAGGUCAGAGGAGGAGAAACUUGCCCUGGUGACCAAAGUACAGCAGUUGCAGAGUCUGCUUCAGAAUCAAUCCUUACAGCUUCAAGAACAGGAGAAACUCUUAACAAAGAAAGAUCAGGCUUUGCCUGGGUGGAGUCCAAAGCCCUCCCAUAACGGUGGUCCAGGGAAGGAGAAGGACUGGGAUUUCAGAGACCAGCUCCAAAAGAAAACUUUGCAGCUCUUGGCCAAGGAAAAGGAGUGCAAAGAACUGCAUUCAGAAUUAGACAACCUCAGUGAUGAGUAUCUCUCCUGCCUGCGUAAGCUGCAGCAUUGUCGAGAAGAGCUGAACCAGAGCCAGCAGCUGCCUCCCAGAGUAAGAGGGCAAUGUGGCCGAUGGCUUCUGAUGCUGAUGGCACUGAUUGCUAUAGCAGUGGCAGUGUUCCUGGCCAAUAAGGACAGCCUGAAGCUCUGAAUAACUGGUGACAGCUGCCUUGGGUGAAAAUCAGAAGCAAGAAAUUCAGUAAAAAACUCAGGUCUGGGUACUUUAAUGUGUGGGUUUUUCCAACUCAACUGAGAUU
Molecule: messenger RNA, 1950 nt
Organism: Lagenorhynchus albirostris (white-beaked dolphin)
Lineage: Eukaryota; Metazoa; Chordata; Mammalia; Artiodactyla; Delphinidae
Gene: TRAF3IP3
Product: TRAF3 interacting protein 3
Source: RefSeq, a predicted model, not a curated record